This is a messenger RNA of Cavenderia fasciculata, 6096 nucleotides long. RefSeq lists its product as uncharacterized. The transcript has 17 exons. The record is from RefSeq and is a predicted model, not a curated record. Gene Ontology annotation, biological process: regulation of DNA-templated transcription. Gene Ontology annotation, molecular function: zinc ion binding. Bases 1 to 6096 code for a protein of 2031 amino acids. Gene Ontology annotation, cellular component: nucleus. NCBI's taxonomy places the organism in Eukaryota, Evosea, Eumycetozoa, Acytosteliales, Cavenderiaceae.
AUGUCGGGAGGAGAACAAAAGUUAACAUGGGAAUUACUAGAGAAAUGGACAGGAGAUAAACUACAAAAGAUGGUUGGGUGUCAACCCGAUGAUAUAGUACAACAUGUAUUCUCAUUGGAGAGUGUUAGAGACAUUGAAAACUAUCUAUCUGAUCUACUCGGUAACACAAGACAAUCAAAACAAUUUGUUGAAACAUUCUUAAAGAAAAUGAAUUCUCUACCCAAGAGAACAAAGAAAAAACAAUCACUUGCACAUACAAUACAAGUUAAACAAGGACAACAAGGACAAGGACAAGGACAAAAGGGAAACAAACAAAAAGUAAAGAUAUCAUCAUUUUCAGAGAUACAAAUUGAUGGUACUAUAGGAGAUACAUGUGAAUGUCAAGCUACCAAACACAAGUUGAUUGGAAACUGUUUGAAUUGUGGAAAGGUGAUUUGCGAGCAUGAGGGUAACGGACCAUGCAAAUUUUGUGGAACUGCUCUCAACUCCAAGAUUGAUCAUUCCAAACCGAUUGUCAUGUCUGACAAGGAGACAGCUGCCAUUCAAUACAAGGAUCGUAUCUUGGGCUACCAAAAACAUGGUGUUCAACGUACCAUUGUCUAUGACGACCAAGAAGAUUAUUUCUCCAAUGCCAACAACAAGUGGAUAUCGGCCGACGAACGAAAAACCAUUCAACUCCAAGAGCAAGAAUACAAUGACAAGAUGGAAAAGGAAAAGAAAACAAUUAGAAUUCAAUUGGAUUUUGUCAAUGGUCGUAUUCUACCUGCCACAACUCCCAUCGCUCCACCAAAGAUUGAAAAGUUAAAUUUAACAAAUCAAUCAAAUAUAGAGAAAAAUAAUAAUAGUAAUCAAAACUCGGUUGAAUCUUUGAAAUUAAAAGAUGGUGAUCAAGUAGUAAAGAAUAUGCAUUAUGUAACUGAACAUCGUAGACAUAUUCCAAAAUCAAAACAACAACAACAACCAAAAGGAGGAGUACAAUCUAAACAAAGUUCAGUCGUACAACAAUACUAUGGUAUAGAAGACGAUGGAUUCAUCUUGAAUAAUAAUCAAGAAAAUGAAAAUCAAUUUAAAUUUAAAGGUAUUAUUGAAGGUUUAUGGUUUAAUAAUUUUCAUCAACAACAACAACAACAAAAUAAUCAAAAUAACCAACCUAAUCAACUGAAUCAAAUUAAUUGUAAAUUACCAAAUUCAAAUAUUUAUAAUAAUUAUUUAAAGACAUUGGGAGAAAAGAAUAAUAAUUAUUUUAUUAUUGGACCUGAUCAGUAUCAUCAGGAUACUGUCUUUUCAUUGACAUCGACCGUUCCAAAGAGUACGUUGGAGUUUGUAAAGUCGUUGGUUGACCAAUCCACCAAAUUCAAAGUAAUGAUCAAUGUUGCACUGCAGAUACCAAUGGAUUUUGUAUUUUCAGCUAGCGAUUCAGUUUCAACACUGAAAAAGAGAAUAGAGAGUUAUUGUAGUGUUGGAGUCAGUCAGUUUACAUUGGUUCUACCGUAUGGUUUCAAUGACACUUUUACAACCAUUCCUACAUCUGUUCAAUGUGCAGACUACAAUACUGCCAAGACCUAUGCUUCAUGCCAGGUGACAACGAUCAAUCAAGUGUUGCAAGAGCUUAGUGGCAAGGUCAAAGACAUGUUGGUGUGUCCUAGUUACUUCCAAGUUGAUUUGGCCAAAGCUCCAACACGACAACACAUUGAGUAUUGGAGAGAGCUGAUUAGAGGUCUAGACACUAGAUGCACAUUGGCCAUCUCAACACCAAGUGGUCGUUGUGACAAUUACAUCCUCUCCAAACUCUCCAAUCUGUUUGAUAAACGUCAAAUUGUGAUUAUCGAAAAGUUCCCCUACCGUUCACGUGUCGACAAGAAUACUGUCUUGCUCGAUGCCUACCAACCACUCUUUUCAGACAAUGAUCGUCGGUUGGCAGGUGUCUUGGCCACACCGUACAACCAUAGUUUCCUCCUAGACCGUUUGGAUCUUUUAAUCCCUUUGACCACCUUUUCACAGUACCUUCAUUCGCCACACAGCUAUCAAGACGAGUUGACCAUGAGAGCCAAUCUCGCCGAGAUGAUGAUGAAUGACUCUUUGGCCGAAGAUUUUGCAGACGUUAUCAUUUCACUCUCCAAUGGUGUCCUCGAUACUAUGCUACUCGAUAUUAGCACAUCGAUCGAUGACCGUGGUCGUGUAUUCAUCUCCAAUCUAGUUCAAAAGGCUCAAAAUGUCCUCACAUUCUUUUCAUCCAGUAGUCUAGAAUUAUCAAAAUCCAUUCAAAAUAUUAUUAAUAUUUUAUUACUAUCAUCAUAUCCUAACUAUGUUCAGUCACAACUUGACCAAGCUGAAUUGGAUUCUGCAAUAUGGGUAAUCAAGCAGUAUAAACUUGAUGUUCCUUUAGAUCAAAAUCUAUGUGAUGGUGUUACCUUUUAUUGUAUUGGUAACCAUGUCUUUGAGAUUAAUAUAAAGUAUCCAGCCUUUUCAAUUGAUCACGGACCUCCCGACACUACAGUAUUGACCUUCCCAGAGUUGUAUUCCUUCUCUGUUGAAAGAUCAGCUGAUCCCUCUCAAGUGGCACUUCCAGAGCACGAUAUUAUUGUUGAUCUUAUAACUUGUUGUCCUAAACUUGGUAUUGUCAAUUUUACAGAUGAUCCAACUGUUCAAUCUUUAGGUGCUAGUUUUUCAUUGUUACCAGAGACUUUGUUGUAUGCCAGUUUUAUAAUGUCGGGUGCUCAAACCAUUACUUUACAAAGUCAUGCAAAUAUGACACAAUUGACGAUAUUUGGAUCAGAGUCACUCACUGACUUUAUCAUUCCAUCGACUGUUUCAAUGCCAGAAAUGACAAUAUUGAAUUUUGGAGUUCGACCAACUAGUCCUGGAAGUAUGCCUCUAUUACAAACUGUUGGUAAUCUAACAGUACCUUCAUUCCCAAAAUUAUAUUCACUUAAAUUGAAUUUCCCUCCACAAACAUCACCUCUUCAGCUCUAUUUUGAUGUACCUGUUAUGGGAUUAUUAGAAUUUACAGCACCUACCUUUGCAACUGUGAAUUUCAUCAAUUCCAUCUUUUCUUUAAUUAUUUUGAAAUACAUUGGAGGUGGAAUAACCUUUAUUCCUUCACUUGGUGAAAUCAACACACUUUUGUCAAUAACUGCAACAGAUUAUAAUCCUAUUGUCCAAGAUACAUAUCCAUUUGUAAAGUUCCCAUCAAUUCUCGUAUUGGCAGAGUUUUCAACUGGAACUUUAAAUACUGUUCCAAAUGUUACAGUACCUCCAAGUCUUGUUAAAUUGGAUUUAAAUUCAAAUCAAAUUCAAGGAGAUAUGGAUUUUGAUAAUAUUUUAAAAAAUACAACUGGUGCUUUGGAAUUAAUACUUAGUAAUAAUACUCAAUUAUCAGGACCACUAGACCACGAAGUUGCAUUGUGUCGUUUAAAAAGGUUAUAUUUGGAUUUAACAGCUGUGACAACUGUACCUGCUUGCUUUUGGUGUUAUUUUGAUCAAAACGUGUUGACUAUACCGGCAGCUGUAUCACAACCAUCAGGCUUUUCAUGUGUGUUGUCGGUUGACAAUACAACAAUCUACACGGUAUUCCAAAGGGGUAUUGUGACAGGGUCGUCUUUGGGAUGGGGGUCAAAUGUAGGUGGAAUCACAGUUACACCAAUCAUUCCAAAUGAAAAGAUGGAAGUAUACAUUCCAACCGUCCCAUCAUCAGGUGCACCACAACCAUACACUGUACAAUUUAGUGAUACUCAAUCAACCUACACUAUUCAAUUCAAUGUUGUAGAGGUUGGAUUCAUUCCAGCCACUACUUCACUUUCACAGUACCCCAAUCAAACUGCUCUUCUUGCAGUCACAUUUUCAUCGGUCAAUAGUUAUUUCGCGCACUAUGCACAACUCAAUGGAACCUCAUCAACAAACUCUAAUCCUAUUGCCAAUGGAUACUCAUUUCAAAUUCCAAUUUCGCAACCCAGUCUUUAUACACCAAUGGUUUAUAAUGAUCAUUAUAAUUAUCCAAAAGUUAGUCAAUUAACUGUUGGACAAGGUGGAGUUGCAGGAUCAACCAUUAAUAUUAUUGGAAACUUUGGACCAUUCCAAGAUAGUAUCAAUAUCGUUGUGUUUAAUAAUGGGACACAGAGUCAAUCCAACUAUUCACCAUGUACACCCACAUUGUUUGCAAGUGGUACUAUCAAAUGUGUACUUGAUCAAUCUAUUGCACCAGGUCUUGUCACAUUCAACAUUACAGUUGAUGGAUACUUGGUACAACACCAAGUUACAUUGGAAUCAUUACAACAAGAAUGUGAAAUUGAAACAAAUCAUUGUCAUGGUAAUGGUCAAUGUUCAAUAUUUGGUGAUUGUAUUUGUAAUAUUAAUCAAGGAAGUUAUUAUAAUGAUUGUUUAUAUCCAUAUCCAUUUAUUACAAGUGGAGUUGUAAAUGAUGCUGAUGGUGAACAAAAAUCAAUUAGUUUGUAUGGUGAUUUUGGACCAUUGGAAGAAUACACAAAUGCAACGGUCACUUUUAAUAAUACAAUUAGUUGUAUUGUGGCUAUUGGUUCAUCUGGUCAUUAUAACCUCGACUGUUUAUUAGAUGAAUCACCAACUUCAUUUGGAUAUGUCUCUGUUCAAUUAAACCUAGAUGGUCUAUUGUAUAAAAGUGAUAGAGUAUUCCAAUUUAUUGAUCCUUCAUCCCCAGGUGGUUCAACUUCAACUGCUACCACCUCAGGUUCAUCAUCCUCUUCUACUGCCACCCCAACAUCUUCACCAACAUCUUCUUCUUCAACCGGUGUAACAACCAACACUGCCACCACAACUACCACAGGUUCAUCUUCCCCAACAUCUUCUUCUUCAACCUCUGGAGGAGGUGGAGGUGGUGGAACUCCAAAAGAGCUAUGUCAAAAAAGAACACAAAAUUGUUAUGGACAUGGUGAAUGUGAUGAUAAUGGAGUAUGUCAAUGUGAAGAGAAAUAUAAUCCUGUUGAUCAUUGUGCAACUAAGUUUGUUGAUAAUUCAACAUUUACACCAAAUACAACAUCACCAUCAUCAAAGAUUGAAGUUGAUGGAGUUGAAUUUGAAUUUGAAAUUAUUGCUAUUCAAGAAAUUGGAAUUGAUAAUGAUGAGAUUGUCAAGGAGUUGUUUACAGUUGAUUGGUUGUCAAAUAUUAGCAAACCAAAUAGUACAAUGAUAAAUGCAGCGUAUGAGUUGGUUAUUUCCAAUACUAGUCGUCUUGCAGAUACCAAAGUAAAUGUUAAUAUUACAUUCUCUACGUUACCAAGAACUGUAGUGUUUGGUGAUCAACAACUCAUAACCAAUCCAAAUUCUAUCAAGAUGUCAGUAUCCAUCACAGAUUGGAGAUUUUCAACUAAUAUCGGUACACUUAGAUUGGUACUUAAAACAACAAUCAAUAAUCAACAAUCGAUGAAAUAUGAUUGUAAAGAGACUAAUGUGGAUUCAUUUGACUAUGAUGAUAUUGGUGAUGUCCAGUAUCUAAGAGUUAUCAAAGACGGUGUUCAAUUCAAUGGUAGAUUCAUUGAUUUUGCAUUGGCAAAUGGUAGAUCAACUUAUUCAAAAACAUUUGUUAUCAAUCAAACUGAAAUCAUUGAUAGUGGUGAUCAAUCAGUAGCAAUGAUUGAGUGUAUUCUCGAUCCUGAUUUCACACCAUUAUUGGUUGUCAAUGACAAAAAUGACGAUUGUGAUGGUUCGAGUAACACUUGGAAGAUUAUCGUUGGAGUUGUUAUUGGUGGUAUUGCAUUAAUCGCCAUCAUCAUAGGUGCAGUAAUGUACACUAGAAAGAGAAUGGAAUUCAAAAAACAUAACAAGAUUAUGCAAGCCAAAUUAAGAGCACUUGCUCAACUCGGGGUCUUGAGAAUAUUUGCAUUGAUUGCUAUUAGAGAAUUAGGUUUAAUUUCCACAAAUGAUGUUGAUGAUGUAAUCACUGUCCUUUUAUCAAUUGCCAAAGAUACAUUUGUAUUGUUUACUUGUAGAGGUGGUGAUGUUGGUCGUCAACCAAAGUUACAACAAUUGAAAUCAAUGCAUAUUAACAAAUCUAAAAAAUACAUUCAUUUUGUUUGUAAUGAAAAAUUUAGAGUAUUUGCAAAUUUAACAAAUAGUUUUAGUUGA